AAGACAGCCAACAGCUAGCCUCAGGUAUAUAUCUUCCACAAUUUGCAGUCCAAACAAAAGCCAAACGUCUCGCAUCACAACACAUCCUGAAACUUAUCACAAUCAUCGAGAAACCUCCCUCAUACAAAAACACCAUCAAGAACUCAAAACCUCACCCCUCUCUCCCCCUCUCCCACAGCCACAGGAGGCCAAUAAAGCUGCAAAACCCUAGUAAAUAUUUAUAUGUGUGAGAUAUGAACACCACCAUUCCAAAACUACCUUUCAUUAUCAAACCCUUCCUUCUCUCCCUCUUGCUCUCUCUUACGGUCCUCAUCUUCAUUGCCUUACAAACUCCCCACCACCGCAAAACUACCACCCCACAACAACCAAACACCAUCUCCUCAAAGAGCGGUGGUGGCCUUCGUAUCCGGCCGGGGUAUUCUUCUUACGAUGAAUACAUUCAGCGACAACUCAACAAAACCUUAAACCCUAAACUCAGGCAGAUAUGGACAACACGGGAUUGGGAGCGUAAAGUCCGCGUGUUUGCCCAGUUUUUUGAGUCUUUAAAGCGAAGAAACCUCUUGCUUAACAAUUCAAAGGCAUUAUCGAUCGGUGCUCGUGUGGGGCAAGAAGUGUCGGCUCUAAAAAGUAUAGGCGUGAACGACUCGAUCGGCAUUGACUUGGUACCUUACCCGCCACUUGUAGUGAAAGGAGAUUUCCAUGCACAGCCUUUCAUGAACGACACUUUCGAUUUUGAGUUCUCUAAUGUGUUUGAUCAUGCCUUGUAUCCGUGGAAAUUUGUUGGGGAGAUCGAGCGGACGUUGAAGCCUGGUGGAGUUUGUGUUGUACACGUGGCGUUAUCAAGACGGGCUGAUAAAUAUUCAGCUAAUGAUUUGUAUAGUGUGGGGCCAUUGGUUGAGCUGUUCAAGGACUCCAAGUUGGUGGAGGUUCGGAAGGUUGACGGGUUUGGGCUUGAUACUGAGGUGGUCUUUAGGAAAAACAAAAGGAGAAAUAUUUAAAGAUUUGUUUUUUUUUUCUUGAUUUUUGUAUUCUUGUUGUCAAUUGUGUCUUUCUUUUAAGAAACAUUUAUUUGUGGUUGAAUAUAUUCGUUGUAAUUUUCUUUAUAAGACAUUAUGAUUUCACAUGCAA
Molecule: messenger RNA, 1128 nt
Organism: Populus nigra (black poplar)
Lineage: Eukaryota; Viridiplantae; Streptophyta; Magnoliopsida; Malpighiales; Salicaceae
Exons: 1
Coding region: 234-998 (254 amino acids)
Molecular function (GO): S-adenosylmethionine-dependent methyltransferase activity
Source: RefSeq, a predicted model, not a curated record